Oryza sativa Japonica Group (Japanese rice) is the source of this 1987-nucleotide messenger RNA. Its product is annotated as protein DETOXIFICATION 12. Gene Ontology annotation, molecular function: xenobiotic transmembrane transporter activity; antiporter activity. Gene Ontology annotation, cellular component: membrane. Lineage: Eukaryota; Viridiplantae; Streptophyta; Magnoliopsida; Poales; Poaceae. Gene Ontology annotation, biological process: xenobiotic detoxification by transmembrane export across the plasma membrane. The record is from RefSeq and is a predicted model, not a curated record.
CGCCUUCCGAGGCAGCGGCCCGAGACAAACACUCGCCCCGAUAACUGGAGGCCGCGCGCGCGCGCACGGCCGCACACCCCCCUCCUCCCUCCACUGCUCCGCCCCCGCGCACGCAACAACGGCGACACCGCCGCCAAGGCCCACGCGAGCACGCGCCGCCGCACGCGGCCGGAGAGGGAGAGGAAGCGAUGGCCGCGGCCGCGAGGGAGGAGCAGCCGCUGCUGCUGCGGCGGGAGGAGGGGGAGGAGGAGGGUGAGGAGGUUGGGUGGAGGAGGAGGUGGGGGAGCGAGGCCGGGAAGCUGGCGUACCUGGCGCUGCCGAUGGUGGCGGUGAGCCUGACGAACUACGCGGUGCAGGUGUUCUCCAACAUGAUGGUCGGCCACCUCCCCGGCGUCCUCCCGCUCUCCUCCGCCGCCAUCGCCACCUCCCUCGCCUCCGUCACCGGCUUCAGCCUCCUCAUUGGAAUGGCAAGUGCACUGGAAACUCUCUGUGGCCAAGCUUAUGGGGCAAAACAAUACCAUACUCUGGGAGUGCACACCUACAGAGCCAUACUCACUCUUCUGGUGGUGUGCAUUCCUCUAUCACUUCUAUGGGUUUUCAUGGGCAAAAUCCUGGUACUCAUUGGUCAAGAUCCUUUGAUCUCGCAUGGAGCUGGGAGAUACAUCGUCUGGCUGAUUCCAGGGCUUUUCGCAAACGCGUUGAUUCAGCCUAUCACGAAGUUCCUUCAGUCCCAGAGCUUGAUAAUGCCCAUGCUCGUUGCAUCCGUUGCAACCCUGGUGUUCCACAUCCCUCUGUGCUGGUUGAUGGUGUUUAAGACCGGCUUGGGGUAUACUGGAGCUGCCUUGUCGAUAAGCAUAUCAUACUGGUUGAAUGUGGCCAUGCUUGUGGCUUAUAUCUUGCUGUCAAGCUCUUGCAAGGAAACACGCACACCUCCAACAAUCGAGGCCUUCAAGGGAUUGGAUGGGUUCUUACGUCUAGCAUUGCCAUCUGCGCUUAUGAUUUGUCUUGAGUGGUGGUCAUUUGAGCUACUUAUUCUUAUGUCAGGACUUUUACCCAACCCCGAGCUACAAACCUCAGUGCUUUCAAUUUGUCUCACAAGUAUAACUUUACUUUUUACCAUUCCUUAUGGGCUUGGAGCUGGUGGAAGCACACGAGUAGCAAACGAACUGGGUGCUGGGAACCCUGAAGGAGCUCGUUCAGCUGUCUAUGUUGUGCUGUCAGUUGCAGUGACAGAGGCACUUAUAGUAUGUGGAACUCUGUUAGCAUCACGGCGACUCCUGGGUCGUGCAUACAGCAGUGAGGAGGAGGUCAUCUCUUUCGUCGCGAUGAUGGUUCCAUUGGUUUGCAUCACUGUGGUUACUGAUGGUCUACAAGGAGUUAUGUCAGGUAUUGCUCGAGGUUGUGGAUGGCAACAUUUGGGCGCGUACGUCAACCUCGGCUCAUUCUAUUUGCUCGGAAUUCCAAUGGCGAUCCUUCUUGGCUUUGUGCUACAUAUGGGAGCAAAAGGACUUUGGAUGGGCAUUGUCUGUGGUUCAAUAUCACAGAUCACCCUUCUAUCUGCUAUCACAUUUUUCACCAACUGGCAAAAGAUGUUCAUUGCCCAUUGUAUGCAGGCUGAAAAUGCUAGGGAGAGAGUGUUCAGUGAGAAGCCAACGGAGCCCUCCAGGUAUCAUCUAGUGGAGUAGUUCUACUCCAAUUUUUGCUGGGGGCAGUGGGGUAAAUCUCAUCCCUCGGACGGUUGGACUUGCUCGCGAGAGUGACCAUGCAGAGAAGGCAUCAAUAAACCACCCUUUUUUGUGUGUUUCAUCACAGCACGAAAUGAGCCAAUCUUUCCUGAAUUGGUUCAUUUUUCACGUGUAGUUUUGCCCACAGGAUAGGCAGGGUUGACAGUCGAGGGUUGCAUCCCACGGAAAACGUUUGGCUAGGAAAAAAGGGGUCCUUUUGUGGAUAGUAACAGAAAUCUCAAGCUGUUUGGUUUUCUAUUGUA